Owenia fusiformis is the source of this 6254-nucleotide messenger RNA. The record is from the annotation of a GenBank genome assembly. NCBI's taxonomy places the organism in Eukaryota, Metazoa, Annelida, Polychaeta, Sabellida, Oweniidae.
CAUCAAUGCAGCAUUGAACACGGUACGCCACAUCAAACAGCCGCACCAUCAUGAGUUGGGCGUUAUUGAGGGCGAUAUUAUGUCUAAUGGGAUCACUUCAGAUCACCCACGGAAACAAUGGAAAGAAGCACAUUACGACCUAUAUUGACGCUUCAUUAAAGUGCCCUUCUGGAUAUACGUACAGCGAAAAAACGCUUGCGUGCUAUAAAGUUGUGAACACCCCUGCUAGUUGGCUCGAGGCAGCUCAAGAUUGUCAAAGUACAGGGUCAUCCCUGAUCGGCCAACAAACAAAAAAAGAACGAAAUUGGCUGGAUAAUUAUGCAGGAUUAAACAAGGAUAUGGACUAUUGGACAGCUGGUCACAAGAGGAGUGGUGACUUCUUAUAUAUAAAAGGAGAAUGCCUAUCUGAAUUCGUCCGUGAUUGGUCGAAUGGGUUACCUGAAGAUGGAGAAUGUGUUGUGGCAGUAACUAACGAUGAUCACAGAGCAGAAGCGAGAUCCUGCAACGAGCCAAACGUGUAUAUCUGCAAAUACAUCGGUGAUCAAACAGGGGCAUGUGCACAUGGGCCUGGUCACGAAGGUUUUGAGUUGAAAGACAUACGCUACAUACUAGAAGAUUACACGAAGAAUUGGACAGAGGCGGAAAGAAUCUGUAGGGAAAUCCACAAUGGCGCCAAUCUUGCCUCCAGCAUGAACAGCAAGAAAGUUAGGAACUACUUCGAAAAACAUAUGUUCCCCACACUCAUGCAAAGUAUUGACGCCACACACACCUUGUGGGUUGGUCAGCGAGUUCGUGAUCGUGGUGGAGUUAGAGAGUACAGAGACAUCAUGACAGGAAAUGCGAUAAGCGAAGGUCUUGAUAAGGCGUAUACGAAAAACUACCGUGGAGGUGACUGCAUUGCUUUUGAACUUUCAAUGGACUCGAAAAAUAAAGUGACCGUUGAAUUUGCAGAACAUGACUGUAAAAAAGAAUUCCAUUUCAUUUGUGAACAAUCCACAGUGCAGGACCCUUUUAUAAAGUCGAUUCGUGACAAGAAAGCUGAUGAACUAAAUAAGAGAGCAGAAAACGCCAAAAACUUACCAGUGUAUGAAAUAAUAAAGGGGAAUAAAGAUGAUCAGAAAUAUACAGCGAAACAACAAUACUUCAAGGAAAAGGGCAUUACUCCAGUCAGGCGUGGGAAGAAGGAUAGUUUAGCUUCCCGAAAGAAAAGAAGCGCCAUGACGUGGCAAGAGGAUGAGUGGGAAAAUGCUGAGAUCCACUACAUGAUAGAUCCUACGAAUUUUCGCCCUGAAACAGUUCAACUUAUAAGAGAAGCAAUCGCCGAUAUGGAUGCCAAAUCGUAUAUAAACUUUAUUGAGAUCACAUUUAUCCCAGAAAGUGAGCGGUAUUAUGACCCAGCACGCCCGUUCUUCAUCAUGAUAGGAAACUUCAACGAUUUUUCUUGGUCUUUUAUCGGCAACGUUUGGUAUUACCUUGAACCAGGCACGCCUAUGUAUGAACACAACUACCAGGAACUUGGCUUAUCAGACACCAUCUGGCAGAAGGGAUCUGUGCAGCACGAGCUUAUGCAUGCGAUUGGAAUCUUCCAUGAGCACCAGCGUAGGGACAGAGACCAGUACCUUGACAUUCAAAUGGAAAAUGUUAUCCAGGGUAAAGAACACAACUUUGAAAUGAUUGAAGCUUCCUGGAUCCAAAAUUUCAACCAUGAAUAUGACUUUGGCAGCAUCAUGCACUAUCCACAAAAUGCUUUCUCUGUUGAUUGGAAUGCAACGAUUACACUUAAAAGUUUAAUUAAUAGCGAUAUAGACCUGGGCAAUAGAGAAGGCAUGUCGGCCAAUGAUUACUCACUUAUUAACACUAUGUACGAGCAUCGAGCAAUGGAUAGAGCGAUCAGAGAUAACACACCAUUUCAGAAAAUUCCGAUUGAUAGUCAAUGGAAUUUUUGGGGUGGUUGGGGCUCGUGUUCUGAAACGUGUGGACCAAAUGGAAAAACCAUCAGGCAAAGGAUCUGUAAUCUACCAGUUGGUAAUGGACUUGGACGUCAGGAUUGUAUUGGAUCAAAUACCGAGCAGAAAUCGUGCAAUACAGGAAUAUCAUGUCCAGUUGAUAUUGUUUAUACUGCUGUCGGGUGCUGGAGAGACGCGGAAACAACUGUAGGAUCAUCUAUGGAGUACGCUGAAGACGACGAUUUGACAGCUCUUCAAACUAGCCCCAUAGACCGAGAAAAUCCAGUUGAGGACUGUGCCAAGGCAGCAGCUGAGGUUGGUGCCCAGUUCUUUGCAUUAAAGUUUGGUAUCUACUGUUACUAUGAUCUUCAACCAUAUGACCAUAUGGAAUUUGGCCCAGCAAAUUGUGAGACUGCAGAAAUAGGAGAGUUCGUGCAAGUAUAUCAAUUAGGCCCAGAACCAGUAGCUGCUCAAUGGUCUGAAUGGGGACCAUAUGAUAUCUGCUCAGCAACAUGUGGCAAUGACGGUACAAAAGCAAGACAUAGAACAUGUAGUAAUCCAUCAAAGCAAGAUGGCGGUCCAGAUUGUGUUGUUGAAAAUGGCCUGGCUGAAACGGAUAUUACACCAUGCGGAAUCAUUCCAUGCCCUGUUGACGGAGAAUGGGAUAUAUGGACUGAGUGGAGUGGGUGUUCCUCCUCUUGUGGUGUGGGGACUCAAACACGUUCCCGAACAUGCACUGCUCCCGAACCCACACAUGGCGGUAACCCUUGCGUGGGCAACGACGGCUAUCCCACUAUUGAUCCUGAGACAGAAACUCAGGAAUGUGAGGAGAGGAAGUGCCCUGUUGAUGGUGGAUGGUCUGAAUGGAUAAACGGCACAUGUGACGCAAACUGUGGCGUAGGGAAAUUACCUCGAUCUCGGUUGUGCAACAAUCCUCAGCCGCAAUACGGAGGUUCAGAUUGUUUUGGGGAAUCGUAUGACUCCAUCCCGUGUGAUACUGGAAUUAAUUGCCCAAUUGAUGGGGGAUGGGAUGAAUGGUCUGUAUGGGGUGGUUGUUCGGCUUCAUGUGGAAGCGGGUCGCAAACUCGUAGUAGAUCGUGCACUAACCCUUCACCUGAAUUUGGUGGCAACGACUGUGUGAGCCUUGCUGGAGAGUUAAGUCUGUUUGAGACGGAACAAAGCGAUUGUGAAGUAAAGAGGUGUCCCGUUGAUGGUGCUUGGGGAAGUUGGACAGAGGGUGGAUGCAGUGUAACUUGUGGAGUAGGGGAGUCGACAAGAACUCGUCUCUGUGAUAACCCACAGCCACAAUAUGGAGGCGCAAAUUGUUUUGGAAGCUCUAAAGAGUUCGUCGAAUGUGAUGAGGGCAUACUCUGUCCUAUUGAUGGAUAUUGGGAAGAAUGGGGAGAAUAUUCUGAAUGCAGUACAACUUGCGGUGAAGGGAGCAAGACAAGGAGUCGAGUGUGCGUUCCUGCAUUAUACGGAGGGAUCAAUAACUGCAUUGGAGAGUCAUCAGAGACACUGUCAUGUGAAAUCAUACAAUGCCCAAUUGAUGGUGGCUUUGGAGACUGGGAAAACGUAGGGGGCUGCAGUGUGACAUGUGGUGGGGGUAUGCAGAACCAAACUAGGGCGUGUGAUAAUCCUACACCCCAAUUCGAUGGUAUGGACUGUGAAGGUGAUAGGACACAACUAAUAGCAUGCAAUGAACAACUUUGCCCACCACGUGUUGUAGACCCACUGAUGCUGGAAGCAACAUUUGCUUGCAACAUGGAAUCAACUGCUGAAAAUGGAUUUCUCUGUUCUAAUGAGCCACUCCAACAGGGAGACUUUCAAAUGGGAGAAGUGUCGAGUAUACCAGGAAGAGAUGGCAAUGCUGCUUAUUUCAAUGGAGCAGAAAGAACAAAUUUGGAAGUUUGUGAAACUGCGACGCCAUGUUUGAACCAACCUGAAGAAUGCAUUGAAGGACUCACUAUGUCUUUCUGGAUAAAACCAGAGCAACAAAAUCAAAAUGAUGUUCCAACUUACAUCUUCUCGAGUGGAGCUGAGAUGGAAAGAGCAACGACACAAUUUGGUGGACAGGGAAUUUCGAUUGUAAUGUGGGAAGAUGGAGAGGUCAAGGUAAAAGUAAGGACAUCUACUCGCCAGUUCGUGGUGUCCAUGCCAAGUGGAAUUUUGCGAAAAGAUGGCUGGAAACAUAUUGCAUUCACAUGGCAUAGCAUGGGAAAAUUAGUUCUGUAUCAUAAUGGUAAUCCUGUUUCGUGGGAUCAAACUGGAAUGGAAAAGGAUUAUGUACCAUCUUAUAAUUGCUUUACAUUCGGAAAGGCUCCUCAUUGUCCUUUACAUUACUAUACUGGUGGAUUGGAUGAAGUUUACUUCUGGGAGAGAGUCUUAAACACAGAGGAAAUAUACCGCACGUUUACAACAGUUCCCACUUCCUGUUCCGACUGCAGUCAGUUUGCCACAUGUAUCGACAGCAAAUGCAGUUGUCUGCAAGGGUUCGCUGGAGAUGGCUUCAAAUGCUCAAAGGAUGGAUCACCAAUUGAUGAUAUAGCUCACGUCGAGAUCCCAGAACCCAUCCAAUUCUGGCCAAUGGACACAGUUCAAGAUAAAGCUAUUGUUGACGGUUAUGCAUUUGUUGAUGGCUCCGUUAUGACUGUCGGAAAUGGAGUGCAAGGAAAGGCUAUUGAGUUUGAUGGACGACAAGAUUUUCUUAAUGCAGGUGAGAUUUCAUGUCUGGGCAAUCCAAACGGGUGCAAUGGCUUUACAAUUGCAUUCUCCAUGAAGUUCUGGGGACGAGGAAAUAGAAGGAAUUACGUUCUCUCCACGGGUGCUGAGGAUGGUCACACAGGUAUCUCCUUCUUUGUGAAUGCCGAGGAGUUUUCCAAUUAUGUGGAAGGAAUAUUCAUCGUAAGACUAGAAGAUUCCAUGUAUAGAAUGCCAUUGACGGUGCCUGUGAACACUUGGGAUCAUUUUGCCUUUACAUAUUCAGCAGACACUUCUUCGUUGAUCUUCUUCCGCAAUGACGAGAUUGCCGGUGUUGUGAACAAAACACCUAGUGGCUCUGAAUCUGGCGGCAGUCCUGGGUUGGUCAUUGGCAAGUCCAACAGCGUGUCAUUGAACGAUUUCAAUGGUUGGUUCAUGAUGGACAACUUAGCGAUUUUCGAUGUUCCAUUAAAUAAAGACCAAGCAUUGUCCCUGUAUGGAUACGGAAUUACUAGUAACAGCAAUCAACUGGCAGCAAGAAGAUAAGAACAAUGAUUGGCGGACAAAGCUUCAGAAAACAUCUUUUUAGGACACCAAAAGAAUUCACUGCAUUGUGGCAUAUGGACCACUUUAGCUUUCUAUUUAGGACUCACAAAAAUGCACUGCUUAACUACUGAGAUAUAUCUUGGACACGUACCCCCUGCACACCUUCAUCACUCCACAAGGAAGGUGAAGUAGAUAGUGUGAGGGGUCCAGAAACUGAUAAAAAUAUGACAUUGAAAUCUAGAAUCCAUGUUACCUUCAACUUUGUUCAUAAAUUACUAGAAUAUAGUAUACAAGAACAUAUUUUCAUAGACAUUUUUGGUACAGGUAUUUUUAUAUGAAUGGUGAUUGUAUUUAUUUUUAUAUAAAUGGUUAAACUUUGUGCUCCGAUGAAAUCACUGCAUACUUAAAGUUUAUACUGCUGAAUAAUCUUAGCAUAGCUCGAUUGGCAGUUUUUGCUGAUACAUACAAAGUGUCCAUCCAAACUGCUCCUCUGCAUUACCAUCCAAAUAACUCAAAAUUUUAGCAUUUACAAAAUGUUGCAAUCGACUUUUCUUCAUGUCCACUUAGGAGUGCCUUUUAUGGACAACAUGAUAAGAGGUGAUGGAAUAUAGUUCCAGUUUAGUAAUAUAUAGAGGUUAUUUAUAAGGAGGGAUUGAAUAUGGGCUUCAUAUCAAGGUGCAAUAUUAAUAUAUUUCUCACUGUGACCAUAUGAAAAUUAAAUCACUUCAUCCAGGUACUAAAGAUAUAUAAACAUAAUACAUAUUAAAUAUGGAUUCAUAUAGGAAAAGAUUAAGAAAGAAGUGAUUCAAAAUCUAGUUGGAAAUCUCAUGCAAAAGCAGGAGAAAUUGGAUAGUGUAAGAACAGAUACAAUUGUCUGAAGCAUGGUAAAACAUUUUCUAGACACUUCAUAAUAACAUGUCAGUUUGGAUCAUUAUUGCUAUACAAGGAAAAUGAAUACGUAUAUACAAAAGGCUGCUGCUUUGAAAGUCAAUCCAAUUGUGUUAAACAAAACAUUCUCUGUCUUCGAUCAAAUAAAUGUUGUUAAUCAACAAAUAAAAAUAA